Molecule: messenger RNA, 949 nt
Organism: Pyricularia grisea
Lineage: Eukaryota; Fungi; Ascomycota; Sordariomycetes; Magnaporthales; Pyriculariaceae
Exons: 4
Coding region: 185-526 (113 amino acids)
Biological process (GO): intracellular protein transport
Cellular component (GO): Sec61 translocon complex
Source: RefSeq, a predicted model, not a curated record
GUAGAUAGGUUCAAUCGUGUCCUCAAUUCUGCGGAUUAAUUGAUCAAUCCCAUCGACGGCAAGUUACGCGACAUCCUUUCAAGGCCCUCAUCUCAACAAACUUCCAUACCACUCCGCCGUUGCACUGGUUGUUCGCUUCUUGACAUUCUCUCAAUUUAAUUUCUCCUCCCACACAUCAAUCAAAAUGUCUUCUCCCAGGGCCUCCUCACCGGCCAACGGCCCGGCCGCCGCGACUGGCGCCAGCGUCAACCGUCCCUCGUCGCCGACGCCUCCCGGUGGUGCCCGCACCGCCAUCCGCCGCAGGGCGGCCGCCGACCAGAAGGAGAAGAUCGCCAAUGCCCGGCCAAGCAGCACCCGCGCCGCCGGCGCUGGUGGCAGCAGCAGCACGAUGCUGAGGCUCUACACCGACGAGUCGCCCGGUCUGAAGGUCGACCCUGUCGUUGUUCUCGUGCUUUCUCUCGUCUUCAUUUUCAGCGUUGUUGCUCUUCACAUUAUCGCCAAGAUCACGCGCAAGUUCUCUAGCUAGAGAAUUAAGUAAUUUUGAUUGGUAGUUUGGGGGCGGAGUUUAGAAACGCAAUGGUUGGGUUUCGUAGCGAGGCCGCGUGGGCUUACGUCUAGGCACGCGCCAAGGGCAUCGUGAUGGUUUACUGACAGUACCAAUGACGAAGGCGUUUUGUAACGCCAGGCAUGUCGGCCAGAAUAAUCGUUUCCAUGUUACAUUGCUGGAUGACGGUGGCAGGCAGUGAGAGAAAUGGUUCAUCUCAUGGCUUGCAUUUUUUGGGCAUCAGCUGCGGUAACUCGAUCUGGUCUUGUUUAGGGUCCUUUUUUUUCCGGCGAAAUUAUUAUGUACAAAAUACUUGGUCUACAUGAGCGUCUUAUUUGGGCGGGAACAGGCUUAGUAGGAGUGGAUAUUCAUGAUGUGAACCGUCUGCCUCUUUUUAGCACGUGA